UUGUUUUCGGUUCACUUGGCGAUAAGUACGUAAUUUAGUGUCGUAUUGACCGAGGUUGCCUUAAUAGAUAAUCUUUUAUCUGCCUAUUAAAUAAUGACUCGACUCCGCGGUCGGUGUCCACAGGCCGGCUCAGUUGAGCGUCGGACGCGCUUUCGAACAUAUCGUUAUAUGCUGUUAACAUUGCACCUUCCAAAUUGACAUGCUGAUUUAAUCUGUGACAAUUAGCAGACUGUUGUAUACUCUGUGGUUGAAAGUGACGCUAACCGGCCAGUGUUAUUAAAAUUAAUUGGUGUUUAAAUAGUGGACAGUGUUCAGUGAUUGAGUGAGUUUUGACGAUAUCUGAGGAAUGCAGUGAAAUCAGCUGCGGUGUUUUGGCAGGGGCGAGCCGCGCGUUGCCAAUAUGCCUCGCUUCAAGCAUGAGGUCGCGGCGGCGCUGUGGUGUCCGCAUGGAAGGCAGGCGGAUAGGUGAGACCGCGCUGCACAAGCAGGCGCAGCACCGCCGCGGCCGGCGCGCCCCGCCGGCAUGGAUCGCGCGCGCCGCCCGUCGCCGCCGGAGCCCGCGCAGCAUCGGCCGCUCCAAGGAGGAUCCGGCCAAACCCAGGCAGAGGCCCCGCCACCGGAGGCCUUAAGCGAACCAGAGACUUUGCGGCUCGCCCCGCGCGCGCUCCCCUCCAUACCGGAGAGCGAACCUUUGCUUACGUGCGUCAAUGUCGUCAGUGAGAAUGUGCCGCGCAAACCCGUAGGUCGGUUACAUGUGCAGUUCGACGCGCAGUCGCCGCUCGCCGCCGGCUCCGUUUCCGGCUCCAGCUCUACCUCGAGCUCCGAUGAUGAGGAGCUGUCGAUCGCCGAGGCGCGGCCCCCGGACGGCGGCUGGGGCUGGGUCGUCGUCUUCGCGUCCUUCAUGGUCAACCUCAUCGCCGACGGAAUCACGUUCAGUUUUGGAGUCUUCUACCCGCAUUUCUUGGAGUACUUCGGCGAGGGUAAAGGCAAGACGGCCUUGAUCGCAGGAAUAUUUAUGGCGAUGCCCCUUCUGUCGGGCCCGAUAGCUAGCUUUUUGACAGACAGAUACGGAUGUCGUCGAAUGACGAUUUUUGGAGCCAUUUUGGCAUCUAUUGGAUUUGUUAUAUCGGCAUUCGUCGAUAACGUGGAAACGCUGUUCCUCACUUUCGGUAUUAUGGCCGGCUUCGGACUGAGUUUGUGCUACGUGGCGGCCGUCGUCAUCGUGGCCUAUUAUUUUGAGAAAAAGCGCUCUUUAGCUACCGGUAUAUCGGUGUGCGGCAGCGGGAUUGGAACGUUUAUAUUUGCGCCCUUGACGCACAUCUUACUAGAAGAGUACGGAUGGCGCGGCACGACGUUGAUUUUGGCCGGAUUCUUCUUAAACAUGGCCGUCUGCGGUCUACUGUUCCGCGAUUUGCCGUGGACCGCGACGAUGAACGAGGAAAGAGCGAAGGAGAGAAAGAGAAAGAGGGAACGAAAACGAAACAAACGCCUGGCGGCUUCAGCUGACAGUUUUUCGGACAGCAAGAGUAGUGCGGGGGGCUCGACGAAAGUAGCCGAGUCCGGAGAUAUAGAGACGGUGUCGUCUCCCAUUGUCCCUCAAUUUAGUUCUUUAGUUGAUCUACCGACGUUCAUGACGGGCGGGGAGGGCGUGUCCCUCGAAGUAUUCGAAAUGAUGUCUAAUAAAGGCCGCGCGUACGCGAUAAUGGCGCAGAACUACCCGGGGAUGAUGCUACCUUCGAGGAGCUUCAGCGACAGCGGCCGAUUGCACGAGCAAUCACCGCCACGAGCUCUAAUGUCACCGGGCGCCGCGUCGCCGGGCGCCCUCUCCCCGUUGGCAGCACCACCUCCUCCGGAGAACACCAGCAAUUCUGUGCCUCUUGGGGACAAGGCGGCCGUGGCGCUCUGGCUGCGACGACAAGCAGGUGGCAGUACCAAAAAACCUCCAGCGUUUUUAAAAGACUUGAGAAUACACCGGCAUUCCUUAACAUACAGGGGUGCUAUGCUGAACAUAAAUCGAUACCGGCUGCGAGCAUCGUCGUGUCCUAACAUCUUCAGGAAUUCCAUGACUACUAUUGCCAAAGAAAAAGUGCAAUGGUACGCUGGUCUGUGGGACUUUUGGGACCUGGCGGUGGACGUGCUGGACUUCUCGCACUUCAAGAACCCCGCGUUUCUGGUGUUCACGCUGUCCAACUUCCUGCUGUACAUGUGGUAUGAUGUGCCCUACGUGUACAUCGCCGACAGCGGCAUCAGCCUCGGCUUCAACGAGUCACAAGCCUCUAUGCUCAUCUCUAUAAUAGGAAUACUUAAUAUGUUCGGCGAGAUCCUGCUGGGCUGGGUGGGCGACUGGGAGUGCGUGAACGCGAGCGCGGUGUACGCGUGCUGCAUGGUGGCGUGCGGCGCGGUGACGGGCGUGAUGCCGCUGCUGCGCGGCUACGUGCCGCUGGCCGCCGCCGCGGGCGCCUUCGGGGCCUCCAUCGCCGCCAACUACUCCCUCACCUCCAUCAUACUGGUCGAGCAGAUCACCCUGGAGAAGUUCACCAACGCGUACGGCCUGCUGCUGCUCAUACAGGGCGUUGCUAACCUCGCCGGACCACCGCUCGCCGGGUGGAUCUACGAUAUGACGAACUCGUACGACCUGUCGUUCUACUUGGCGGGCGUGUUCAUAGCGCUGUCGGGCGUCGUGUUCACCGUCCUGCCGGCCUGCCGCCGCCUGCGCAGCCCCCGCGCCGCCGCCACCACCCCCACCGCCCCCAGCCACGAACACAACCUCGCCAACGGACAGAUUAAAACCAACGGUAAGCUUCUCGUAUAACGACAAUACUAUCAGGGAAUCUGUCAGUGAUACACAAACAGUAGAACCUCGAUAACUUAAAAACCUCUAUAAAUUCAAAAAAUAAUAUGUUCCCUUCCCAUCAAAGCUCAAAACCUCUAUAACUUAAAAUACAAAGGGGUUCCUUUAACUUAAAGAAGGAAUCUCUGUAUUGGCCCUCAGUAACUUAAAUAAAUUGUCAAUGAGUCAUUUUGAACGAUUGCAGAACAAAAGGUUUCGGUAUUUAUUGCUUGCACAAUAGAGCAAUGUCACAACAUAAAUGAUAAUGUAUUCUCUCUGUUUGUUAUUGAAAAUCAAAUAGAUUUAGAAACUGUGAAUUGUUUAAGACAAAAUAUAAUCACAAACUUUUUUAAAUAGACUAAACCUGUAAUAUGAUUAUGUGAAUUUUGAAAUUUAGUAGGUAUAAUAUAAUAAUAUUUAGUAGGAAUAUUCUGGUAGGUAGGUAUGAUAGAUACUGACAUCUACCAAUCCUACCUACCACUAUAUCAAUCUCUAACUUAGACCCUCGAUAACUUAAAAUAUCUUGUGUUUCCCUUCGACUUUAAUUAUCGAGGUUCUACUGUAGUUACAGUUUGAAAGUUUUGUACACGAGACAACGGAACAAUAACUAAAAGAACAGUUUUAAAUGUAUCUAUAUGAAAAAUGUUGAAUAGUACAUAUCUUUUUGAUAUUAUUCCACUGCUAAUUGGUUAUUUGUAAAAGGUGGAGUUUGUCUCGUUGCAAGAAAUAAAGCCUUAUGUAAAUGAAACACUGCGAGUUUCCACAACUGUACAAAGGAUAAUAUUAACAUUGUAUCGCUCUUAAAUAUCUUGAAUAACCAAAUAAUGUAUAGAGGUUUUUAAUGGCUCGGAAUAUCUCAGUAAAAUGCUAUGUAGAGCCGACAAUAUAUUUGAAAUGUACUAUACGAAUCUAAACUACAGAUAUGCUAGUUGGUACUUUACUUUACUUACUGCACUAAGAGACCGACUCUGAGUGCGUUAGUAAAAGUGUACUUGAGUAACCUAAAGGGAAAUUGCCCUAACAAAUAUUAGAACAUGCUAUCUCUGUUCUUUAUAUAAAGUUUGAUAGAGAAGGAAUAAGCCUAUACUUGGCAAAGUUAACUUGAAUACUUGAAUUUAAUAGAAAUGAGAAAUUAAAUACGUCUGGCAAUGUCUCUUAGGGCCUAAUUCUGACAUAACACAAUAACACUGUAAACUCCAAAUUCCAUUAAAGUUUUGACACUUGUCAGAUAUGACGGUCGUACGUCUCUGACUAAACUAUCGCACAACUGUUAUGGGAUUGUAGAUUGUUUUGUAGCCAAUUCGACUAUUUAGUUGCAAAACUAAAAACCGAGUAGUGUACUUCCAUAU
Molecule: messenger RNA, 4179 nt
Organism: Papilio polytes (common Mormon)
Lineage: Eukaryota; Metazoa; Arthropoda; Insecta; Lepidoptera; Papilionidae
Exons: 5
Coding region: 524-2812 (762 amino acids)
Biological process (GO): monocarboxylic acid transport; transmembrane transport
Molecular function (GO): monocarboxylic acid transmembrane transporter activity
Source: RefSeq, a predicted model, not a curated record